This is a messenger RNA of Epinephelus lanceolatus (giant grouper), 2637 nucleotides long. RefSeq names its product solute carrier family 25 member 48 (gene slc25a48). Gene Ontology annotation, molecular function: transmembrane transporter activity. Gene Ontology annotation, biological process: transmembrane transport. The record is from RefSeq and is a predicted model, not a curated record. Gene Ontology annotation, cellular component: mitochondrion. NCBI's taxonomy places the organism in Eukaryota, Metazoa, Chordata, Actinopteri, Perciformes, Serranidae.
AUAGGCUGUGAGACUUUGGAGAGCUCGCCCCUAAUUGGAUAACACAGCUGUCCUGCAGAUUGUAGCUGUGCUGUGAUUGGCUGUCUGUGCCAACCUCUCUGCAGCUUUCUGUUAUCACAGCUCCCCCUCCAUAAUGUCUCUUUUCUUUUCUCAGAAACAGUCCCGAACACAUCGGUAUCAAUAAAAGCUGCAGCUUGGUCGGUGUCCUGCUCAUUUCUGAUUGGCUGACUGAUGAGAAGCACACGGCUGAAGUUUGGACAGCAGCUCUAACGUGAAGAUGAAAAACUCAAAGAGUUUUCAGUUGGAUGAUUUCAUCGCAGGAUGGAUUGGCGGAGCGUCCAGUGUGGUCGUGGGCCAUCCGCUUGACACAGUGAAGACGCGGCUUCAGGCGGGAAAAGGCUACAGAAACACUCUACACUGCAUCCUCACCAUCUACAGGAAGGAAACGGUCUCCGGUUUCUUUAAAGGCAUGUCUUUCCCGUUGGCCACCAUCACCGUCUACAACUCAGUGGUGUUUGGCUUCUUCAGUAACACACAGAGACUUAUUAGCAAGUAUCGCUAUGGUGACGGGCGGCAUCCCUGCGGCAUGGUGGACCUGACUGUGGCCAGUAUGCUGACUGGACUGGUGUCAGUGGGUCUGGGAGCUCCGGUUGAUCUCGUCAAGAUCAGACUGCAAAUGCAGACGCAGAUGGUUGUAACAGAGAACCUGCAGCUCGCAGGCAAUGUUUCGAAUGGCACCAGUAUCCCUCUGCGCUCCAUUGACACGAACAGCCAGAGACUCUACCGAGGCCCCAUCCACUGCAUCAGCAGCAUCCUGCAGAGUGAGGGCCUGCAGGGCCUGUACAGAGGGGGCGGGGCCAUGCUUCUGAGGGACGUUCCUGGAUACGUGCUCUACUUCAUCCCGUACUCCAUCUUCUGUGAUCUGCUGAAGCCAGACGCCAUGUCAAGCCCGCAUCCUGGUUCCAUCUGGCUGGCUGGAGGACUGGCAGGGUCCAUUUCCUGGGUCACGGCCACGCCAGCUGAUGUAGUGAAGAGUCGAAUGCAGGCCGACGCUCAGCUGCAGAGGAAGUACAGAGGAAUCUUACACUGUAUCAUCCACAGCUACAGGACGGAGGGAGCACACAUUUUCUUCCGUGGAGCGUCUGUCAACGCCAUCCGAGGCUUCCCAAUGAGCGCCACCAUGUUCCUGACUUACGAACUGUCCCUGCAGUUCUUCAGGAGUUUCUAGGACAGAGGAAACGCGUUGGGUGUAAAAGGAAUCGCACUCAGUUUUUUGGCCAAUGAGCAGUUUGUUUGAGACAAGAGGUUUUAGAAGCCGUGAGUCAGAACAUUUUGCUGUCAGGUGAUGAAAUAUUUGAGCUUCUACUGACUUUCGUGCCUUAGAAAGAGUGGUCAUUGAUUAUUAGGCAACUUUAUUCAUUACAACCAAACUCAAUGUGCUUUACAUAAAAAAAUCCAAUGAAAAUUAGAUAUAUGAAUACAGACCCUUAACACCCCCCCACCCCCCCCCACACACACACACACACACACACACACACACACAAUGUUUAAAGGUCUGAGAAACACUGACCUAACAUUGAUAUCAUUGGUCUGUUAGAUCAAUGCUUUAAACUAGUGCUUCAGUUUUUGGGAGAUUUUUUUUUUUUUGUUAAAUCAGAGUCAGGACACGAGAGCCAUCCAUGUGUUUUAGUGAGUGUAAAUACCUUCACUGCUUGCCUGUGGGCCAGUAAGCUGAAACUUUAGACCUCCUGAAUGAAGUCCACAUGGUUGGGGGGGGGGUCUAAAAUCCCUGACCUCACGAGGUUGAUGACUUUCAUCUGUGUUCCAGAAGGAGUGUGUCAUAUAAUCUCGUUCACAAUAAUACCGGUAUAGUUGUUAAUAUGAUAUGAAAAAUUCACAUCAUGAAUCGUGCAAUAUUUCGACCUCUUGGCAUCAUACUGUUACCCACGGCAACAACAAGCCUGGCUGACAGUGAGUUGAUGAUGGACUGUGCGGUGGUUCAAAAAAAGAGGAGGAGCUUCAGUAGUGUGCAAUAAAGUGUGGCGUCGGCUCAGAAGGAAUUCAUACAGUGGCUCCUUAUGGCAGCAGCACAGUGAUUCUGUCUCCCAACAACCUGUCACAGGUUAUAGCCUGAUGAUCAAUGGUUUAUAUUUAUUGAUCCAGGGGAUCUUUUUUAAAAUGUGAUUUAGUUGAACUAUUAAUAUUGUAACAGAACCUGAAUCUGACUCUUAGUCACCGUUGUUGUUCGCAAACUAAAGAAAUGAUAUCAUCACCUUUCUUUAGUUUUUACUGAAUAUUUUAAACAAACUGUGAAACGACGUCACUGAUUCUGUUCUUAAAUUGAUAAUUCAAUAAUAUUUUCUAAUUUCUCAAUUCAUGAAGAAUAUCGUCAAAUAUUCUGACAUUAUUUCAGGCCCAUGUUGCCAUAUGUUUCACCACAGCUUUGCACAUGGUGCAUUCAGCAGUUCAGCCCUGUGUUAGUGCAGAAUGUCAGGAAAUUAGCAUGCACAGAUUUUAGCAGUAAUUAUUUUGAGACGUUGGUGUUGCACACGUCGGCAUCUUACUUAUACUCAUAUAUUAUAUAUACUUAUAUACUUCAGCUGCCAGCAUUUAGUUUAACAGAGGAAUUUAAAUGUA